AUGCAUAUUCUUGGUCUUUGCAAUGGUUCUCUCCAUGGAAACUCUGAGAUCCUGCUCAAAGCAGCCUUGAAAGCUGCUACUGACACAGAUUCGUCAAUUUCUGUAUCUUGGAUUCAUGUACCUUCAGUUGUGCUGCCACGGCAGCACCUACCCUUCAGGGAUGAUCCAUCUAUGGUACCGUAUCGCGAUGAUGGAAAAGAUCAACCAUCUGGCAAAGGAGAGCCCGACGACCGCGAGGCUGUCUUCAAAGCUAUCAUGGAUGCUGACGCCAUUAUCAUCGCCACUCCAGUAUACAGCCACCAGCCUGCUGGAACUCUCAAAGCUCUCGCGGACGCCAUACUCGGACCUUACGCCGAUGUAUCAAUGGCGUACGAUCUAAAGCGUCGACAGGAAAAUGGGGAUGAGUCUGUGAAACACUUGGAAGUUGAUCAGCGAGCCUUCAAGCCUCGUGUCGCUGGAUUUAUUGCGGUUGGUGCGUCGAACCCUGCAUUCCCUGAGCAGUGGACAAUGGCUCUGCCGACGUUGCAGACGUGUAUAUACCCCAUCCACUCCCGUGUGGUUGGCCAAGUUGUACUGUCUGGUUAUGCAAGCCCAGGAGCUGUAUUGGCGGAUUCUGGAACUGCUCUGGGCCGUGCUGAGCUCCUGGGCCAUCGUGUGGCAAGUCAGAUGGGAAAGCCCUACGACGAGGCACAGUAUCUAGGGCCCCAAGAGAGCGGCAGUUGUCCUUACUGCCAUCUGCUCAAGAUUGAAUUCCGCGAUGGAAACAAUGUUGUUUGCAUCACAUGUGGUGCAAAUGCUGUUCUGGAACGGGGACCUGAGGGCAAUGUUCGACCGAAAUGGGAGGAGGACUCAACUGUUAGUUGCAUGACACUGAAAGGUAAACUGCAACACAGAUAUGACAUCCGAGAUAAACUGAAGUUGGAGCAACUAAAGCUUGCAUCUAUUUCUUCUGCCUUUGCAAAGUGGAAGAGUUUGGAAUUCCCUCUGGUCCGUCUUCCAAGCCUCCAGGAAAGGAUUACAGGCCGUUUAUAA
This is a messenger RNA of Fusarium verticillioides 7600, 1032 nucleotides long. RefSeq lists its product as hypothetical. Lineage: Eukaryota; Fungi; Ascomycota; Sordariomycetes; Hypocreales; Nectriaceae. The coding region runs from base 1 to 1032 and encodes 343 amino acids. The transcript has a single exon. Gene Ontology annotation, molecular function: oxidoreductase activity. The record is from RefSeq and is a predicted model, not a curated record.